UGCAUGCACAGAACAUUAUGUUGUCAAACAAAAUCUAGAUUUCCAACCGUCAUCUGCCAUCUGCAAGUGCCGUUUCCAUUGAUUAUUGUAUCAAUUAACUAAUUUAUUAUAUGAAUUGAACUGAUUAGUACUAAUCUCUGAAUUAAUUAAAAAAUGAGCGACGAAAACGUACAACCUGAAUCUCAAGAACAUGGGGAAGAGCCCCUGGUUUUGAGCCCUAAAGAGGCUGAAAAGCAGGAAGAAGAAAAGUUGCGAGCGAAAUACCCAAACGUCCCUGGGGGGCCUGGCAGUAGAUUGAUGGGUGGUCACUCUGCCUUUUUACAGAAGAGAUUAGCUAAAGGCCAGAAGUAUUUUGAUUCUGGUGAUUAUCAGAUGGCUAAACAGAAGAAGGACAAAUUACCUGUUAAGGCACCAGUACCGUUUGCCGGAACGGGUGAGGCUAUUCCAACUCCUGAAACGAUACCAGUACGAAAAACGUCUAUUAUGCAGACAACAAAAUAUAAUUCAAAUAGCUAGUUCCAGUUCCUAUUUCGUCUGUCCGUACUGUUAACUAUUUUUUGAACUUUUUUAUGUAACAAAGAUGUGUAACUUCAUUUAUCUGUUGUUUAUUUAAUAUAGCUUAUUAUUAUCUGUAAACUUAUUUCAAUCAUAAUUGAUUAGAAGCAAUGAGAUUGAGAUCAGUGAUGCAUAGAAUUAAAAUAUUUUACUAAGAUA
Molecule: messenger RNA, 714 nt
Organism: Harmonia axyridis
Lineage: Eukaryota; Metazoa; Arthropoda; Insecta; Coleoptera; Coccinellidae
Gene: endos
Product: cAMP-regulated phosphoprotein 19
Exons: 2
Coding region: 154-516 (120 amino acids)
Cellular component (GO): cytoplasm
Molecular function (GO): protein phosphatase inhibitor activity
Source: RefSeq, a predicted model, not a curated record